Messenger RNA from Quercus lobata, 2409 nucleotides. RefSeq lists its product as uncharacterized. The coding region runs from base 157 to 2307 and encodes 716 amino acids. The record is from RefSeq and is a predicted model, not a curated record. Lineage: Eukaryota; Viridiplantae; Streptophyta; Magnoliopsida; Fagales; Fagaceae. The transcript has 2 exons.
GCUCCGCCGCUGCUUGCGAUGUUUGAAAACCAGCUCAAGCUUCAUAUGUGGUAUUGCUAAGAAUCCUUACUUAUAGAAGUCUGAGAAAGAAGAGAGAGCUCGGACACUGUAGUUACGGUAGUUAGCAGUUUGAUCUUCACAAGGACGAGGAAGGUGAUGGAGAUUUUCCCACCAGGACUGAGAACAGUUGUGAAAGAAUGGCAGAUACAGGCUAUGGUUUUGGUUAGCCUUAGCUUACAAAUCAUCCUUGUUUUGAUGGGCAAUUCGAGAAAGUAUUCGACCAGUAACAAGCUCAGCUUCAUUCUAUGGGUUGCCUACCUGUCUGCAGACUGGUCCGCAACAGUCUCCCUGAGUGUACUUUCUAACAACGCAGGAACUAUAGGAGAUGAUGCCAUAGACCCAAAAUUUGUAAUAACAGCAUUCUGGGCUCCUUUUUUUCUCCUUCACCUUGGCGGUCCAGACACCAUUACUGCCUACUCCUUGGAAGACAACGAGUUAUGGCGGAGGCACUCUCUAACACUAGUUAUCCAGGUGGGAGUGGCUAUGUACGUCUUCCUCAGAGCCUGGACCAAAACGGCCCUGAAUUUUCUGGCAGUUCCAAUGUUUAUUCCGGGGAUUAUAAAGAUAUGGGAGAGAGUUUGGGUACUGAGAUCUGCUAGCAGUGAAAAUUUUAAGGCAUCCAUGCUCGGUCGUCCUGAUCCGGGUCCCAAUUAUGCCAGAUACAUGGAAGAAUACAGCUCAAAGAAGGAUGAAGGGUAUGACGUUACAUCAGAUACAUUCGGUGAAGUUCCUGUUGUAGGGGAUAUCUACUUUACAGCCCCUGAAAACGUUAUGAUUGAAGAUGCCUCCACUCUACAAGAUUCCUAUGUUUUCUUCAAAACUUUCAAACAGCUAUUUGCAGAUCUCAUCCUCAGCGUCCAAGAUAAGGUGAACAGUCAAUCCUUCUUUCAGAAAGUAUCCUUUGAUGAAGCAUUCAAAGUGAUUGAGGUUGAGCUAGGAUUCAUGUUCGAUGUGUUUUAUACCAAGGCCUUCAAGGUAUAUUCUCGAAAGGGUUGUUUUCUGCGUUUCAUCAGUUUCUCUUGUACCCUGUCUGUACUGUUGGCUUUCUUGAUCAUUGAGAAGCACGCCUUCUCGACAGCGGACAUAGUUAUCACUUAUGUACUGCUGGUUGGAGGCAUAUUCUUAGAGAUAUAUGCAGUGUCAGUACUACUUAACUCAGACUGGACUAUGCUUUGGCUGAGUAGGCACAAGAAUUCUGCUGUGGAUCUCUUUUAUAGAGUUAUUUCAUCAUUUCCGUUGUCUGGAAACAAAAGGUGGUCUAGUACCAUGGGGCAAUACAACUUAAUAAGCUAUUGCCUUGAAGAGAAACCAGCGAAGUGCAGUGUUAUCGAAAAGUUCUUAUGCAUGUAUGAGUUGCUAGAGAAGUAUCGAUACCAAGAUUCAGCGGAGGUUUCUAGUUAUUUGAAGAAAUUGAUAUUUGAGCACCUUCUCAAGAAAUCAAAGAGCGUCCUAGAAUCAGAUCUCGACGCAUGCAAGAAAUUAUGUGCAUCUAGGGGUGACCGGGUUCUUGAUAAUGCAAAAUGCCCUGAUUGCAGCAGCAGGGAAAAGCAUAAUACACUCAAGGAGAGAAUUGAGGUUUGCGACCAGGUUUCUAAGAGAGCAAAAUGCCUCCACGAACUAGGCGAAGAAAAUGAUAAAACAAUCAAAGACAGCGUAACAAAAGACUUUGACCAAAGCAUUCUUCUCUGGCACAUUGCAACAAACCUCUGUUAUCAAUAUGAUCGGAACACAUCCCCAAACUCGGUUCAAUGUCCAAAUUGUGAAGCCAGCAAGUUGUUAUCAGAGUAUAUGUUGUAUCUUCUGGUCAUGCGUCCUUCCAUGCUGCCCAAUGGGAUUGAACAAAUCAGGUUCCAAGACACUUGUGCCGAGGCCAAGGAAUUUUUUAAAGAAAGAAAAUCUCUAUGUGAUAUGGAUCAAGCUCGCAUAAUCUUACUUGAUGUGAGCACCGAAAUUGCUCCAUCUAAGGUGAAAGGAGAUAGAAGCAAGUCAGUGUUAUUUGAAGGAUGUCGGCUUGCUAAAUCAUUGCAGUUCUUGGAAGUUGACAAGAAGUGGGAAUUGGUAAGUGAUGUAUGGGUGGAAAUGCUAUGUCAUGCGGCGAGUAAGUGUCGAUGGAACCAUCAUGCUCAACAACUCACUCGAGGUGGAGAGCUAGUCACUCAUGUCUGGCUUCUUAUGGCCCAUCUUGGUAUAACUGAGCAGUUCCAAAUUUCAAAGGGCCAUGCAAGAACUAGGUUGAGUGUGCAUUGAAAAAGUUUAUUGUAGAGUAACAAUCAAUAUUCUAAGAAUUAAAGAAUUAUGUAAUCUCUGAUCUCACAUAACAGUCGAUUUUAUGGAUAAAAUUUAUGAUGA